Messenger RNA from Naumovozyma dairenensis CBS 421, 1380 nucleotides. Its product is annotated as KH domain-containing protein. Gene Ontology annotation, cellular component: nucleus; cytoplasm. Gene Ontology annotation, biological process: regulation of gene expression; regulation of RNA metabolic process. The coding region runs from base 1 to 1380 and encodes 459 amino acids. Lineage: Eukaryota; Fungi; Ascomycota; Saccharomycetes; Saccharomycetales; Saccharomycetaceae. The record is from RefSeq and is a predicted model, not a curated record. The transcript has a single exon. Gene Ontology annotation, molecular function: mRNA binding.
AUGAGUACGGUUACUGACGAAAUGGUUAAUGAAACCUCCAAUUUACUUAAGAGAAAGAAAGACGAAGUUGUCGAGGAAAAGCUCGAAGCUGCUAUUAAAAGAGUAGCAUUAGAUGAUAUUGCGGAGAUACAAAAGAAGGAAUUAAGUGUUUCCCAUGAUGAAGUUUCCGAAACAACUGACCAAGAAGAAGAAGAAGUCACGAAUUAUGAAGAUGACUCCAAUAAAACGGACGACGAUGAUCUUGUAUUUUUAAGAUUGUUAUGUACGGUAAAACAGGCGUCACUGAUUGUAGGCCAUAGAGGUGAAACUAUUUCUCGAAUUAAAAACGAAACUUCUACUAGAAUCAAUGUUUCUGAAAAUAUCAGAGGCGUUCCAGAACGUGUCAUUUAUAUAAAGGGGAGUUGCGAGAAUGCUGCAAAGGCAUGCGGACAGAUUGCAAGAGUGAUAAGUACUACGAACGAUAAAAGCACUACUACUGCAUCUAAUGAUGGUACUGACAACGAGCCCAGUAGCGUUGUUGUCGACGAUGACAAACCUUCGAAAGUUCUUACGACAAUUAACCUCCUACUUUCUCACCACCUGAUAGGUUACAUAAUCGGCAAACACGGACUGAGGUUGAAGGAGAUUGAAGAUUUGAGUGCAGCCAAACUUUCUGCAUCUAGGGACCAAUUAGUACCUUCAAAUGAUAGAAUAUUGACAGUAACGGGUGUUCCGGAUGCCAUCCACAUUGCCACAUUCUAUAUGGGACAAACUUUACUGAAUUGUAAAGAAGUAUCAAAGAAAAAAAGAGGAAUUUUCUAUCAACCGACUCCAAUGUAUUCUGCUCUUCCCAAUUCCUCAUAUAACAGCUCCUUUGGUGGCCAACCGCAAAGAUUUUAUCAAUAUCACUCAAACAAUAAAUACAACGGGUACCGUACUAAACGAUCCGGUAGGCAGCCAGUGAUGAUGAUGUCAGUCGAAUCUCCAAUACCAAUACAACAACCUCUAAUGACUCCCGUAAUGUACACUACAGCCAAUGCAGCCAAUGCAACAUCGUUUACUCCUAGUUUUUCAAUUCCUCAUGUAAGAACUGUUGAUAACUCGUUUCCGAAUAUGUCAGUUCCAUCUUCUCAUUUGCCAUCUGUUAAAAGAGAAAUAUACAUCGACGAAAACUACGUUGGUAAUAUCAUUGGUAAAGAGGGGAAGCAUAUAAAUUCAAUUAAAGAAACGACAGGGUGUUCCAUAAUUAUUGAUGAUUCAGUUGAGGGAGCAACGGAAAGAAAACUUACAAUAAGAGGAACUGGUAUGGGGUCUCAAGCUGCCAUCAUGUUGAUAAGCAACAAAAUUGAAUUGGACAGAAUAAGUACUCAACGAAGAAACUAUAUCAAACAUGAUAUAUAG